Messenger RNA from Equus quagga, 2854 nucleotides. It is a transcript of the gene ENTPD3, whose product is annotated as ectonucleoside triphosphate diphosphohydrolase 3. The record is from RefSeq and is a predicted model, not a curated record. Gene Ontology annotation, molecular function: GDP phosphatase activity; UDP phosphatase activity. Gene Ontology annotation, cellular component: plasma membrane. Gene Ontology annotation, biological process: nucleoside diphosphate catabolic process. The transcript has 11 exons. Bases 150 to 1739 code for a protein of 529 amino acids. NCBI's taxonomy places the organism in Eukaryota, Metazoa, Chordata, Mammalia, Perissodactyla, Equidae.
CUGCGGCCCCGCCGGUCGCCUUCCACGGGUCGUCCGUGCGCAGGUGAGGACAGGGGACCCCGCGCCCGAGCCGCCGAGGAAGGAGCGGGAAGCUUCGGGCCGUGGACACACUGUGUUCUGUCUUCUCUCACCUGCAGCCAGGAGGAAGGAUGUUCACUGUGCUGACUCGCCAACCUUGUGAGCAAGCAGGCCUCAAGGCUCUCUCUCGAACCCCAGCCAUCGUUGCCUUGGUGUUCUUGCUUUUGAGCGUUGUGGUGCUUGUGACUAUCACGGUCAUCCAGAUUCACCAGAAAGAGGUCCUCCCUCCAGGUCUGAAGUAUGGAAUCGUGUUCGAUGCUGGGUCUUCCAGAACCACACUCUAUGUGUAUCAGUGGCCAGCAGAGAAGGAGAAUAAUACUGGAGUGGUCAAUCAAACCUUCGAAUGUAAGGUGAAAGGCCCUGGAAUCUCCAGCUAUGGGGGAAACCCCCAAGAUGCCCCCAAAGGCUUUAAUGAUUGCAUGCAAAAAGUCAAGGGGCAGAUUCCAGCCCACCUCCAUGGGUCUACCCGCAUUUACUUGGGGGCCACAGCUGGGAUGCGCUUGCUGAGGUUGCAAAACGAAACAGCAGCUAAUGAAGUCCUUGCAAGCAUCCAAAACUACUUCAAGUCCCAGCCCUUUGACUUUAGGGAUGCUCAAAUCAUUUCUGGGCAAGAGGAAGGGAUAUAUGGAUGGAUUACAGCCAACUAUUUAAUGGGAAAUUUCCUGGAGAAGAACCUGUGGCAUAUGUGGGUGCAUCCGAAUGGAGUGGAAACCACAGGUGCCCUGGAUUUAGGUGGUGCCUCCACCCAAAUAUCCUUUUCCACUGGAGAGAAGGUGGGGCUGAACACCAGCGACAUCAUGAAGGUGUCCCUGUACGGCUAUGUGUACACGGUCUACACACAUAGCUUCCAGUGCUACGGCCGGAACGAGGCUGAGAAGAGAUUUCUGGCAAUACUCCUUCAGAAUUCUCCCAUGAAAACCCAUCUCAUCAACCCCUGUUACCCUCGGAAUUAUACCACCACUUUCACUGGGGACCACAUAUUUGGCAGCUUCUGCACAGCGGACCUGAGGCCUGGAAGUUACAAGCCCAGUGCCAUCAUCACUUUUGAAGGAACCGGGGACCCAUCCCUGUGUAGGGAAAAGGUGGCUUCUCUGUUUGACUUCGAUGCUUGCCAUGACCAGGAAGUCUGUUCCUUUGAUGGAGUUUAUCAGCCAAAAGUUAAGGGGCCGUUUGUGGCUUUUGCGGGAUUCUACUACACAGCCAGAGCUAUGAAUCUUUCAGGUAGUUUUUCCCUGAACACCUUCAACUCAAGCACCUGGGAUUUCUGCUCACAGAGUUGGAGUCAGCUCCCGCAGCUGCUCCCCAUGUUUGAUGAGGUGUACGCCCGCUCCUACUGCUUCUCAGCCCACUAUAUCUAUCACUUGCUGGUAAAUGGAUACAAAUUCACCAAAGAGACUUGGCCCCAAAUACAUUUUAAAAAAGAAGUGGGAAAUAGCAGCAUAGCCUGGUCUCUCGGCUACAUGCUCAGCCUGACCAACCAGAUCCCAGCAGAAAGCCCCCUGAUCCGCCUGCCCUUGAAGCCAUCUGCCUUUAGGUGCACCGUCGCCUUCUUCUCCGUAGUGACCUUGCUGUGUCUGGCGUUCCUUGUGUACCUGUGUGUGUCAUCCAGGAAUCAGAGGCGUGCCCAGCAGGCCUUCACUCAUGCAGUGGAUUCUGCGUGAGCCUCAAAAAGCAGCUCCUGGAGCCUAAGAACCAGCGUGGGUAGCACCAGACAAUGCAAACAAAGUGUCCCUCUUCAGGAAACACCACUAAAGUGAAAUACCUAGGUCAUGUGCCUCUCUGAUACUGAUUUAUGCCAAAGCACCUCUUGGGGAGUCCCUCAACUGUUCUGUGCACAUUGGUCCCCCAGUGACCCACCUAGGGGAGUAAUGUUGACCUACUUGCUGACCUACUUAGGGAACAGAGGACAGACAGACCAUCAAGGUUAGGCUCUUUAUUUCAAGUGCCCCAGAGGAAGAGUAAGUUGAGAAUAUGACAGUUUAAUGUUGAAGAAUUGACCUCAAGACUCAGUUUCUAUUUUUCCUCCCUCAGAAAUGCCAUAUUCCUCCAGGCAAGUUUGGAAACUGGCAGGCCCCCAUUAAGCAUUUGGCCCAGUAAGAUAUCUCAUUUUAUGGCUUCCUCCCAUUGAUCCUUAACUAAGACUUUCCUUUAGCGAUCCCAUAAACAUUGAGCUCCCUCAGACUGGCAGAAUAUAGUAUCUGGAGGGGAAGACUCCUUUCUCCCCGAUGACAGUGGCCGUAGCCAGACUUCUGUCAUGCAGGCAGGACCUGAAGGACAGACACACAGACAGUCUCCCAGAAAACUGCAGGCCAUUCCCAAAGUGAGAUUCCCACUCAGUGCUCUGGUCAUUAGCUUGCAGCCUGUAAAUCAUCGGCCUUUCCUCCCGUUCACAUUGCUGUGUUCUCCUGUAAAACAUGCACUCCUAGAGGGGCUAUUGUGUUCCAAAUCUUUUUGCAUUUGCUAGGCUUUUCCUUAGAGCUGUCUUUUCAUCGUUAGCUGGGUUUGUACAUUUUGCCCACCAUUCCCACAGGUGUACCUGAUGCCGAGACAUCCUAUUCUAUGAUUUUGUUACCAAUUACUUUCCUAGAUCAUAGCCCUCUCUGUAUAGUAGCCAUACUUCUUGACUUUGUGGAAAGAAAGGAAGCUGCAGGGACAGUUAAUUCCAAAGUGGGAUGGGAAAGAACUCGAGCAACUCCAAUGGCUGCAAACUAAAAAUCAACAUUAUUUCAGAUUGUUGUUUGUUGGCUGAAUACAGAAUAAAGGACUCUGAUUUUGA